AAUCGCGUGACGUCAUUUAUGGACGGCCCCAAGUGACGUGAACGCAAUACCCACAGCUGUCAACCCAUACGGUUUAUACUCCAUAAUCUUGUACAGGGAAAUUGAGUUUUCAGGCCCACGCGGCGUACAGCCGUUUCAAUACGGGCAGAAAUUUAUUUUAAAUGUCUAUUUGUUUGUGUUUGUCCCGUGUGAUGGGACUUUGAUGGAUGAACGUUGAGAUGUAUAAGUGGCACGAGGUGACCAAUAAGGUCAGAAUUGGUCUGUAAUGAGGUAGGGCACAGAUUAGGGAUUGACAGCUAUGAAUGCCGUAGCGUCUCGGCGCGAAUUUUGUCGGUGAAAACUUUCACAAAAAUUGCAUAAAAAGCACAUGGCUAUGUAGAUAUUAAUGUAUUGUUUCUUAAAUAUACAAAAUCCGCAUUUCACUUUAGCUAAAUCAUUUGUUCGUUGUUGAGAUUUACGAUUCGAUUCCUUAAACUUUCACUUUAAAUCGAUUCCGGAAUCGAAGGCGGUCACGUCUUGCGUCAUCCCCAGUCGUUUAAAAUGUUCGCGUAAUGAUGUGACGCAAAUAAGCCCAAAACAACCUCUUAAGGAUUUGUAUUGUUGUUGAGGUUCAUGUGUCGUGUUAUUACUGUAACAAAAACAAUAAACUUGGUUUCUGAGAUAAUGCGUCUGCGAAUCCACUGCAGCUGUGAAGCUGACUCCGUGGGAGCAAGGGGCCUUUGUCUGGAUUUCCCGCCAGGAGCCUAGGGUAGGCCUCAGGCGGGUGAACUCGGCAGGGAGCCUCGGAAUCUGCGGGCGUUUCGGUGAAUUAAAGUUUCACUCCUACUGCGUGGUGUUUGUCAAAGUACAAAGGCCUGGGGUCAAAGGCUUCGUGAUCGAUGGAGGAAGCGGGACGAGCCAAGGGCCGCGUGCCAGCGUCGGGGCCCAAUGCCCUGUUCGUGAGGUGGCUCACCGAACUGCGCGACGAGGCCGCCUCCAAAGGCAAGAAGUCCCACUACGUCUACCAGAAGGCGCUGAGCUCUUUGAAGAAAUACCCACUACCCCUGCAGAAUGGCAAGGAGGCAAAAAUUCUACAGAACUUUGGAGAUGGAAUCUGCAAGAUGCUGGAUCAGAAGUUGGCCGAAUACAACGCUGAGCAUGGAUCUGAUGCUGCAAUACACAACCUGAAGCGUAUGGCAGAUGUAGCAGGCCCUACAAAAGCCAAGUCACAAAAAUCUGGAUCGAAUAGAGAUCCCAAGAACGUAAUAGUGCCGAGUUCUCGCAGCAUGAGCAGCAGCGAUGACGCACCUUCCACCAGGGACGCACCCCCACUGAAGCGGACCCGGGUGGAGGGGACAAACGAAAAAGGUUACACCCCUAAGAAGUCAUCAGGUGGAUAUGCUUUGAUCAUGGCUCUUUACUGGGAGAAGCAGAAACCUGAUGGAAAAUACUUCAUGACCAAACCUGAGCUUCAGCAGGAAGCCCAACCUCACUGUGAAACAUCCUUCUUUGCUCCCGAAGCAGGAAUGCGUUACUCUGCGUGGUCGUCCAUGAAAACCCUCAUCAGCAAAGGCCUCGUGGAGAAGUGUAGCAAUCCCGCCAAGUAUUUUAUCACAGAAAAUGGCAUUGAGCUGGCACGGAGGAUAGACUGUGCUGAGGCUCUGCAAGGUAAGCAGACAGGAAUUGGAAGUGAUAACGUGACAACCAUUGUGGAAACCGUGGGACUGUACCCGGCCACGGAUGGCGCCAUUGACCUCACAGAAUCGGACGAGGAUUUGGGAGCAGAAGUGGGUACCACUGGUCCAAAGAUGCAGGAAACGUGGACAGCAGUGAUCGCGACGAAGGCACCGCUUUCCCUACCGGCCAGGCGCGUUACAGCGCAAGAGCAGACGGUGGCUGCAUACCGUGACUUCCUUCCUCGUGAUAUGGAACCCCGAGAUGAUUUUCCACCAUCUCAGCCUAAGACCGUCGUGCCUGACAUCACUCUACGUCCGGGAGAAUUCGACAUUAUCCUUUGUGUUGAUGUCAUCGAAACGACUGGGUCUGGAUCAAUGAAGCAGGAGCUGGUGAACGAGCUCAAAAAGAACGGAGUGCAGUUCGAUGUGCGGAAGUUGAACGUGGGUGACUUCGUGUGGGCCGCUCAGGAGCGAGUGCAGCCUCUCCCUGGCCAGUUGAAGGUACCGGCAGCAAGGGAGCUGGUGCUUGACUACAUCGUGGAGCGGAAGCGGAUGGAUGACCUCUGUGGCAGCAUCAUCGAUGGGCGAUUUAAGGAGCAAAAGUUCCGUCUGAAGAAGUGCGGGCUGAGGAACUGGAUUUAUUUGGUGGAGGAUUUCAAGAAGGCUCAACACAUGAGCCUCCCAGAGUCUACUCUUCAGCAAGCCGUGGUCAACACACAGGUGGUGGAUAACUUCUUCAUUAAACGCACCCGGGACAUACGGGAGUCAGCAGCUUAUCUCACCAUCAUGACUCGCUAUCUGCACAACGCGUAUGCGCACAACACGCUGAUGAGCUGUACAAAGGAGGAGAGGACAGCUCUGCUACCAGCUGACCGCCCUUGUUCCGUGGACGAUUCACUGCCACUCAUCACCUUUUCCGAGUUCAACCAGGGAGCUGCCAAAAACAAGGCUCAAACCGUUCAGGAGGUGUUUGCACGGCAGUUGCUGCAGUUCAGUGGCGUAAGCGGAGACAAAGUCAUCGCUAUCAUGGAUAAAUACCCCACCCCACAAAGCCUGAUGACGGCCUACUCAAAGUGCUCCUCAGACACCGAAAGGGAGAAGCUUCUGGCCAACUUCAAGUGCGGGAAGCUGCAACGGAACCUGGGACCAGCCCUCAGCAAACUCAUUGCUGGAUUCUACUGCACAGCUGGGCCUUUGAGCUGACAGCAAUAUAAUCACAACACAGUUCCUUCUUUAUGUGAGGAAAAAAAAAAACCUUAAAACUCAUCUUAUUUUUCACAAAACUGUUGCUUAUUCGUGGCAGUUCUGGAUGGCUGUCUACAACAUGCAGCUGUUUGGUUGCAUCUCACGUGAUGAAAUACUUGUGACUGAUGGAACGCGUGCAUUGCUUUAUUGCGGGAAGGUGCAGCUCUCUUGUGGGUCCGCAGUAAAAUUUUGUGCAUUCAAAAACCUCCCUCCAUUUGUGAGCGAAACUACAACGGUUCUGGAGUGAGGGGUCGAGCCUUUUGUUUGUGAACGCCACUCUCAAGGUUGUGCUGUGCCGUGCAUUGCACUGCUGCAACGGCUGCAUGACACUCCGUGCUUGCGAUGUUACUUCAUGUGUUUGCAGGGAGGAAUGAUUCGCUCCUUGUGAUGCAAUGAAUUGUUGCCAUUUGACUGUUUGGAUUUCAUUAAGUUUGCUUAGACAAAUUGCUGCAAUCCAUACAUUUUCUUUACAUCGCGGUGAAUAAUGUAGAGCCUCCAAUGAACGUCUACCUGGAUACUACUUAAAACACGUGAUACAUUGCAUGAUUGUGUGCUUGAGGAUACUGAUGGAAUUGAUGCAUCAUUCUAACCCGAGUGUGCAUGGUGAUGCGUGUUUGGAGAGGCCAGGGGAGAUGAUUGGAUGAUGCUGUGUGCAUUGUGUCACAUGCUGCAUGCAGCUAUAUGAAACCGAAAGCACCAUUGUGUUGCCUUUCAUUGCUGCCAUAAUGUUGCAUCGUGUAACAAAUAUAUACUGUAUUCAUGAGAACCACGUUUGACACUUGAAUGUGUGUGAAAUAUGCCUCUGGCUGUUUGUAGCCAAUGGAUUUGGUUUAAUAGUAUGUUUAUAUUAAACUAGGGACCAUACUGCGCAUUUAAAUAAUGAACCUUCAUAAUGCAUUUUCAAGGUAAGAACUAAAGUUAAGAACUAAGUAAAUACAAUUGCUUAGUUGUGCUCGUGAGAAGCUAUUUCAGUAAUUAAUGUCAAUGACUUUGUGUAUGUUGCCUCUAUGAGUUAUUCAGUCUUUAAAGAGUAUUUCCCCACUCCACCAGAUUCAUAUCUUAUCACUUGCUGCUGCUGUACAUUGUCAGCUAAAUGUUGUAUUAUGUACUUUGCCAUGUAAAGUAUUCUGUAUGCAUAAUGGAACCGUGCCAAUAAAUUUGAAAUGUAUUAA
Lethenteron reissneri (Far Eastern brook lamprey) is the source of this 4072-nucleotide messenger RNA. RefSeq names its product MUS81 structure-specific endonuclease subunit (gene MUS81). Gene Ontology annotation, cellular component: Holliday junction resolvase complex; nucleus. NCBI's taxonomy places the organism in Eukaryota, Metazoa, Chordata, Hyperoartia, Petromyzontiformes, Petromyzontidae. The record is from RefSeq and is a predicted model, not a curated record. Gene Ontology annotation, molecular function: DNA binding; crossover junction DNA endonuclease activity; 3'-flap endonuclease activity. Gene Ontology annotation, biological process: resolution of meiotic recombination intermediates; DNA catabolic process; double-strand break repair via break-induced replication.